Tigriopus californicus is the source of this 2074-nucleotide messenger RNA. RefSeq lists its product as uncharacterized. NCBI's taxonomy places the organism in Eukaryota, Metazoa, Arthropoda, Copepoda, Harpacticoida, Harpacticidae. The coding region runs from base 47 to 2008 and encodes 653 amino acids. The record is from RefSeq and is a predicted model, not a curated record. The transcript is spliced from 2 exons.
UUUCUCUUGGAUGUACUUGCACUAGUAAGGAAACAUAACUCCGAAGAUGAAGUGGAAAACUUCAUUUCUUUCACUCCUUGUUUUGGGAGUAGCUCUCCUCACAUCACAAGUCCAAGCCAAUUGCAAGUCCCAAGAUGCCAAAUGGAUCAAAGGGAAGGAUCUCUUGAUCACCCAAGGGAGCAAAACUGAUCCAUCCAAGGUGACCGUGCUUUGGACCAAUAUGGUUGAAAACGAGAGGUGUGUGGACCAAUUCUAUAUUUGGUUCUGGAAGAAAGGGCUGGAGAGGGAAAAUGGCACCAAAGCCACUGUUUCAAGCAGCGUGUUUUCCAAAGAGGUAACCGUGGACCCAUGCGUCGAGUACAAUUUCCAAGUGGAGCUUCAAGAAAAUGAUUUGUUUGGAGCCGAUAUAGAGCAAUCCAAAGUAACUCUGUUCAAACCCUCGGCCGUGGCCAAGAUCUUGGAUACUGACAAGAAGAACUUUUACGUGGGAUUUGACUAUGAUCGAGUCAAAGGUGUCCACGACCUGAGCAAUGUUGCCAUUCGAUUCAAAAAGUCUAUUCUUCAAAACCCCAGCUGUGUAAAAUACAUUGAAAUCGUUGGAAAAGAAGUACCCAAGCAACCCCGCACCCUGUUACUCUCAGGCCGCACCAGGAUCCCACCCUUUUUGGAAGAAUUAGCACCCAACUACGGCAUUGAUGGCAAUUACCCCGCUCUGUCCCGCUCCUCAUUAAGCCGUAGCAGAGGUGGAAGUGGUAAGGUGCCCUACAAAAGCAGCAGCAGCAGCAGUAGCAGUCAAUCAGAUUAUCACAGUUCUCACCAUGGAAAACCUGGCUAUUCGUACAGUUACAGUAGCGCGGCCUCUGGCAAAAGAGAUUACCACAGCAGCAGCAGCACCUCAACUAGCACCAUUGGAGGUCAUGGAAGCUAUCGCGGCUCUAAAGAUGGGUUUGGCAGCACAUCGGGAUCAGGCUCUGGCAGUCAUAGUUCAAACCCACCAAGCGGGGGCUCCAGCGGCGGCUCCAGCGGCUACCCUGGAUACUCUUGGGGCUACAACCGACGAAAGCGUGGCCUUUUCAGCCGUAGCAAAGAUACAACAACCACUCCUCGCCCCAGCUACCGAGAAUCGUCGCCGAUCACAAACCCCACGGGUAAAGUUCUUCCGCCUUUCAACCAAGAAAUCAUUGAAGUCAAUGCCAAGAUCCAGCCUUGCAACUCGUACAAGUUCACUUUGAAAGUGUAUACACCUUCGGGAUCGAUCUUGGGAGAAAUCCAAGAUCUGGAGCUUCCCCAUCUGACUGAGAUGACUGAUUACAAACCGCCUAUGCUCUCUAAACUCUUCCGAGUGGAGCACAUUCGCAAUACUGGUCCCGUUAUCAAACUCCAACCCGGAUGGGGCGUUCCGGCAGCAUGUCUAGGAGAUUUCUUUGAGGCAGUUGAUGCUCACGUGGCUGAUCUCGAAUCAGACCUUCAAUACCAUGUGCAACAAGUGUCCAAUGCCAUUUCCAAUUCUGCUAGUCUACGAGACAACCUCCGUCUUCAAAAAGCAGCUCAACUGAGUCAAUUUGGAUGCAAGUGCAAUUCCACGUUGCUUGGGUUUAACACCACCGACUCUGGAGAUUUCAAGAAGAGUAAAGAUGUCUUUGGAGUCUACCGAUACGAAGGGAUGUUGGCUGGCAAACCUUACUACCGCCGUCUCCAUUCUGAUUUGGCACCCACUGCUGGUCGAUCAUCGCUAGGUUCCUCGCUGUCCCAAACAGCUACCACUCCAUCAACUGCUCCCAAGAAGUUAAAGGAGGAAACGGUCUACUUUAUGUAUUGGAACCCCAAAGAGAACAAUUGGGCCAUUGGAACGACCAUGGACGGCGAAGAUAUCCAAUUCAAAACGAAAAAGAAUUCUGUAGCUAAAUGUCCAGGCGAUCCCAAUGCCAUGAAAACUUGGGAGAGGUCAGGAACAUUCACUUGGCAUGACGAGCCACUCGUUAAGGCAUCUUGCGGAUUAAGAAUUUGAUUAACUCCUAACUAUAAUCUCAAGAAUGUAUGUAUUAUGAACUUCAAUAAACCUUUUCAAAUCCAA